GCUGUACUCUAUAACAAAAUUUCAAUAUAGGUCGAUAAACACCACAACAACUUCAUCAUUCAUUCUAAUGUGAUACACAUUCUCAAGAUAAAUCACAUUGACCAUCAUUGCACAGGAUAAUUAGUCAAUAUGUUUGCAGCUAGGGACCAAGAGAAUUUGAUUCAUGGUCAUCAACAAGUCGCUGCGGCAAAACCCCUCAAUCAAGGUACCAGAAGUUUACAACCAAAGACGCCAGGAAAUAAGUUCCCAAAGACGCCAUUGAAGGUUCCGUUGAAUGAUGAGAAUGCGCCGGGAGGAUUUGGUGGGAAAGGAUCUGUUCUUGGUACGAAAGGCAAGGGUUUAGGAGGAAAAGAUGCGACCUUUGAUAAGAAUGCUUUUGUUACACCCGUGGGUCCUCGCAAUCGAGCUCCCCUUGGUAUGAAAACUACGAAUGCGAAAACCAAAGUAUUCCAAACUCCCGUUGGUCCCGCACCUGAGAAGGAUCUCGAUAAGAUUGUAUCGAAACAAACGAGUGCUCGCAGACCGAAGCAUAAGGUCUCGGAGAAGAUCAAGAUCGAUGUACAUGGAGAUGAGAAUCCUCUAGAUGAUGUUGAAGUCGAAUAUAUGCCACCAAGAUCCAAGGAUCUACCAUAUGAUUCAGAUACCUUCCCUACUGGUUGUCUCAACUACGAUAUGCUCAAGCCAGAAAAUCUCACCAAAGGAGCGCUCGGCGAAUUUUAUAACACCAAUGAUAAGAGUGGAAGAUCAAAACUUGAGCGGGAUUUGGAGAAGUCUUCGAUUGAGCGCGCGAAGAAGAUGGAUGCGCAGAUUUUGGCGUCAAUGGAAGAGGAUUGGACUGUUGGUGAUGUCCCUGAAACAUUGAAAAAUUUGAAAAGGAAAGCAUCAUCAAAGCAAACCAAGGUGACAGUGUCCACAGAGCAGAAACCGAAGGCUCCGAUCUCAAGCAGAGGUCCUUCAGCAAUCGCGUCUCGCCGAGCAGCAUCCGCUUUGUCAACUCUCCCAAGAUCUGGAAUGGAGCCGUACAAGAGACCAUCAACAGCAAUUCCAAGGCCAACUUCAUCAUUUUUGAGAGGUAGAAAGACACCAACUUUUGCUCCUGUCACAAAUAACACUAUGCGUGCCACGGCUGCUACAGCCACAUCUAGAAGUACCAUUGGUUAUACCAAAGGUAGAUCAGCUUCUAACGUUCUUCAAAAGAAGGAUGCUCCACCUCUCACACUGAAGAGAACAAAUACUUUACCUCGCUCGACCAGCAAUCUUUCUCAUGACUCAGAUAGUACCAUUACUCCCGCCCGUUUUGCUCAGAAAGAAAAUGUGUCGAAUCCAGAGUACAAGAAAUUGGAUUUCUUGAGUGCCUUUGAGGUUGAUGAUGAGGACUUGGAACCAGCUUUUAAGUGUGGUUUGCCAGAGUGUUUGAUCAAAUUCGUUGAGGAUGAAGAGGAUUUCGUUUUGACAAUUGGAGGUACGGAAUAGGGUUCUUUUCAUUUGUAUUGAAAAGAUCGGUUCUGGUUUUGGUUGUAUCAUGAUGAUUAUGGUGUUAUGAAGGGUGUGAAAAUGGAGUACGGAUGGACAAGAAGAUACCACAGCUUGUAUACCUUUACCUAGGUGUUGCAUGGUAUACAAUAUUUUUCUCUUAUGUUAUUUGGUGCGAUUCGGUGCAAUCACUAUAUUUGUAUGAUAUGAUACAAUGAGGAGGUUAUUCUUUUAGCUAUAAGUUAGAGAGUAGUAAUUAGGACUUGUAUAUGAUUUUUCAAU
Molecule: messenger RNA, 1755 nt
Organism: Botrytis porri
Lineage: Eukaryota; Fungi; Ascomycota; Leotiomycetes; Helotiales; Sclerotiniaceae
Exons: 2
Coding region: 130-1473 (447 amino acids)
Source: RefSeq, a predicted model, not a curated record